This is a messenger RNA of Gongylonema pulchrum, 735 nucleotides long. Lineage: Eukaryota; Metazoa; Nematoda; Chromadorea; Rhabditida; Gongylonematidae. The record is from the annotation of a GenBank genome assembly.
AUGGCUGAUUUUGACGAAUCUCUGCUUUUGCAAGCUCUACCUGAAUACUAUCGACGGCAUUUCCCGACCAAAACGCUUUGCAAAUGGUUGAGCUAUGACAAAAGUCCAUCGGCUUAUUUUCAAUUGCGUGAACUCGCGUUUAUUCUGGAAAACGAUGUGCAUGUGCGUUUUCGUAGCUUCAGUGAUUGUGCCGAGUUUGAGCGUGAAUUACGUCGAGCAAACCCGCGUAAACUUGAUAUUGGAGCGGUUUAUAAUCACAAGCCUCGCGAUAACAAAAAAUUUGCGGAUUUUCGAGCAGUUGAACGUGAACUUGUUUUUGAUAUCGAUCUGACCGAUUACGACGAAAUCCGGACAUGCUGCACGUGGCUGUCUAUUGCUGUUGACGUUUUGGAUUUUCUUUUGAAAAAGCAUUUUGGUUUCCGUCAUCGCUUGUGGGUUUUUUCUGGUCGUCGUGGUAUCCAUUGUUGGGUUGCGGAUGCUGUUGCUCGUAAGCUGCAAAAUGCCGGACGGUCGGCAGCUCAGCAAAAUAUUGUCAAAGCAGCGACGAAAAAUAAAUUUGUUCAUCCAAUGCUCAAAGAAGUGUAUAACAUCAUCAUCCGAAACCCCGAAACGGGAAAAUUGAUGUUCGAGCAAGGCUGGAUGAACGAUGGAGGCUUGCACUCAUUGCUGGAUGGAUGUACGGAUAGUGCGAUUCACAAUGAGCUGAUCGAUAUCAUAAAUGAGCUGGAACCGUAA